Ceratina calcarata is the source of this 37746-nucleotide messenger RNA. It is a transcript of the gene Msp300, whose product is annotated as Muscle-specific protein 300 kDa. Gene Ontology annotation, molecular function: actin filament binding; structural molecule activity. NCBI's taxonomy places the organism in Eukaryota, Metazoa, Arthropoda, Insecta, Hymenoptera, Apidae. Gene Ontology annotation, cellular component: nuclear outer membrane; actin cytoskeleton; meiotic nuclear membrane microtubule tethering complex. The coding region runs from base 91 to 36000 and encodes 11969 amino acids. Gene Ontology annotation, biological process: nuclear migration; cell adhesion. The transcript has 48 exons. The record is from RefSeq and is a predicted model, not a curated record.
GUCCGCGACUUUGGCGAAAGCUGGCGCGAUGGCAACGCGUUCCUGGCCAUUAUCGACGCGAUCAAAGCGAAUCUGGUGAAUAUCGCGGCGAUGCGAGAGGCAACGAACAGAGCUCGCCUGGCGACGGCAUUUAACGUUGCCGAAUCGGAGCUGGGUAUCGCCAGACUUCUUGAUCCCGAAGACGUCGACGUUCCCCAACCCGACGAGAAAUCGAUCAUGACUUACGUUGCCCAGUUCUUACACAAAUAUCCAGACCCAGGGUCCGCUGCUUGCGACUCGUUCGCUGCCGUUCAGCAAGAGUACGAUGGACUACUCGCUUGGCUUUACGAGAGGCUUAAGUUCUUGGAACAAAUGUCGAUCUCCCCGUUAGGCUUCGACGAAUACCUCGCACUGAAAACUGAAGUUGAACAACAGAGAGUCGUGUAUAAUAAACUGCAACGUCUUGUCGAAACACCUAGUAUGAUAAGCAUUACUCGGGACUCUUGGAGGCACGUGCAGAAUUUAUGGAAGUCCAUGGAAAUGCUAAUGUUGCGCUGGCUCUGGCUUCUGGACUCCUACCUUCCAGGUGAAUUAGGCGUGGUAGGCAGAUGGCUGUGUCGCGCUGAAGACCUGUUACUAUCUGAUAACGACAUACCCGAAGAGAUGACAGAAGAGACCGCGAAUAUAAUAUCGAACAAAUUGGAGGAGCACAAGAAGUUCUUCCUCGAUCUUCCCUCGAUAACGGAACGGUUCCAGGCAGCCAGGAUCUCCGAAGCCGCGUUGAACGUACAUCCGCAACAGCUGAAUGAGAUGGCUGCCAGGUUGGACAGUCUACCGGACCGUGCCGCCAAACGUAGAAUCCGACUAAAGUUCCUGGAACACAAAUGCUGCCUUAUCGCCUUCCUGUUCCUAGUCGAGACUAAAUUAAAGGGUUGGAGCGUGAAGUACGGCACUGAAGAGAGCGUUCACCAAAUGCUGGAGCAAUACAGAAAUUUCGUGUCCAGAAACAGGAUCUUCCAAGAGUUUCAAAAAGCGUACCUAGACAUGCAACAGGUAGUCGACGACUACAAACGCGAGGGUAACACUGACAGGGAAGAAAACGCAAGCAUCGAUCGUUUCAUGAGAGAGACCAGCGAGAAAUGGAAAAGCGUAUCGAUGGAUCUCCGUUGCGUGCAAAGUAUGCUCGAGGAGGUCGUGGCGUAUUGGCGUCGGUGGAACAUCAUCUCCGACGAGUUCACCGCCUGGUUGAACCGCGCCGAGCCAGCGUUGCGUCUGCCCGAAGAAGAGAAAAUGGAGUUCUUCCAGGACAUAAGCGUGUGGAAGGAUAAACACCAACAACUAUCUGACACUGUGACCUUUUUAAUCGCCACUUCGGACGAACCGGUUGCUCUGCACCUGAAACAGCGUUACGCGAGUCUAACAUCCAGAUGGGAGGCCCUAUUCCAGGAAGCUAAGCAAUACAUGCAUGCUGGAGACGUGAUACGAAACAGGAAGGACUACAGACAAGGCGUGGAAACCCUGCAAAAAUGGCUAAGGAAUGUAGAAUCAACUCUGACCGCUACUGAUUUAACUACAACCGAGAAGAUCAAGGCGUACGGCGAGAGGCUGCAAGCUUUUCAUACCGAAGUAGAAGGUAUCGAGGACCUCUUCAAGAAUAUCAGUAAGAAAUUCCAAACGCUGAUCCAGGACCUGUCUCGCGACGAGGUGGACAAGAUGAUGAACACUUUAAAGAAGGAAAAGGAAGCUCUGGUCAAAGUGCGAGCUCUGAUACCGAUGCAACUUCAUCUGUACCAUCAACUUCUCGUUCAACAGGAAUCUUUGGAGGCUGGACAGAAGGAGAUAGCUGCUUGGUUGGACGAGGCAGAAAAAAUGCUGACGGGCAUCGAUCUGUCUGGUGGUAGAGAGCACAUUCUUACUCAGCUCGAACGUCACAAAGCGUUCUUUUCGAGGACUCUUUAUUACAAAUCCAUGCUAGAGUCGAAGAAUAAAGUGUUCACGAGUAUAGUGAAGUCCGUGGACAGCCACGCGGAUGUGAACACCGCCGAAGGUGGUAAAACGUUGAGAGAAUUGAACGACAGAUUCAAAAGAGUGUCUCAAGCGGCUCAGAUCCAAGAGCAACGACUUCAGGAAGCAGUCAGGUGUUGGACCAAGUUCAAGGAUAGCGAGAGACAGGUCUGUGAGUGGCUAUCAGUCGCUGAGACGAUGAUGAACGAUAAACACACCGACAAUCGACGAUCAAUAGAGUAUCACAAGAAUUUCUUUAGCAACGUAAACGAGAAAUGGAUUCAGGAGUUCGUUACUGCCGGACAGGACCUGAAAAGCAUUUUGCCAAUUGAGAAACAAGCACCCGUUCAAGAAGCUAUAGAAUCACUGCAGAGGCGUUGGAAGGAAGUGUUGACCUUCGCGCCUCUUCAUCUGAUGAGGCUCGAAUUCCGUCUGGACGAGAUCACGUUCCUGCAGUACUUAAAAGAGAUCGAGGUCGAAGUUAACUCGGAACAACAAGCGUUGAUGAAGAAUGACAACGUGGAAAGCAUUUUGCAGAAGAACAAGGAGUUCUUCGUGAAUCGUGGUACGGUGCUCAACGUGGAAAAGUGUCUGCAGAGUCUGAAAAAAGUCAGCUACGCAUAUACUCAAUUGAAGCCGAGUGACAAUAGCUUGGCCGAAGCUGCGCAAAACGCUGAACGCCUCUGGGAGGAUUCCGCUCAGAAGGUAGAGCGCUUAAGGGAACAAUUGAAACAAGUGCCUGAGCAGUGGGCUGCUUAUAAGAAGAAAUUCGAUGAGAUGGUACGAUGGAUGGACCACGUGGACAGUAAUUUGAGAACUAUAUUACACGAAGUGAACACUUUCGAAGAAUUCGAAAAAGAGAAAACGAUAUUCCAGAUUCAAACGUUAACGAAAAUAUGCAAAGAAGCAGAUAGCAAACGGGAAGAGAUGAAAUGGUUGGUCCAAACCCUGGACAGCCUGACUUCCAAUCGUUCAGACCACGAAGCACUGUCAGAACAGAAUCGUUUAGAGCAACUUAUCACUCGCUACAAGAAUUUGAUACCCACGAUAGAGAUUACAAUGACGAAGACCGAUAUCUACUCGAAGAGCUACACUUAUAGGAAAGAAGUUCGCGAGGUGUGUACCCUUUUACGCAAGGUUCGCGACCUGUCGAAGAUCGACAUAGUGUCCGAAAGCCCGGAGACACUUCAGACCGCGGUGAGCAGUCAGGAGAAUCGCCUGAGUCAAUUGGAGCAACAGAGAUCGAACAUCGUCAGCAUGUUGCAACGCGGUAAGGAUCUUCUUAAGGAUCAGCACGCACCUCCGUUCGUGUCGUUAGAAGUUCAGCAACUGGAGUCCAACUGGAAUGAUACGUACGGGCAGAGCGUAGAGACGUUGAAGUCUUUGAAGAGUUCUCAGAAGUUGUGGAACACUUACACGGAGCAAAAGGAAGAAAUCUUGAAGUUGAUCGAACAAGCCGACGAAGAACUGAGGAAAAUCGAAUCGACUACCUACUACGACGCUUCUCAAGUAUCGUCCGAGCUUCAGAGUAAGCAGGACUUCAGUUCUUCUCUGAGAAAAUCUGCGGAGGAGUUGAUGAAGAAACUGCAAGAGACAUACAGUUAUUUGAGAGAAAUCGCUCCGCCGGAAAGGAAAGAAGUAUUACGGAAGGAAAUCGUGCAAACUGAAAGGAGAGUAGAGACCACUUUGAAAACCGUACAAGAGAAGGUUGUCCAUCUGCAAGAAUACAGCACCAGGUGGAACAAGUUCCAGACAAAAUUAAACGAAUUACAACUGUGGACGCAUCAGAGUGCCCCGCAAUCGAUUGCCGAUACUGAGAAUCUGACGACUACUCCCGAAGAGAUGGUUUACAGGACGGAGAACUUGCAGAAGGAGUUCCAGGAAAAGAUCAAGACACUUAAAUUCCUUGAAGAAGAGUCCCAAAAACUCGUGAAAGCUGCUGACACUCUCCCGGCCAAACAGCUGCGCGGUGACAUCACGAAUCUCGAGAAGAGCAUCGAGACCCUGCAGAAGAGUAUCGUCGUUCAACGUCAGACGGCCACUCAGAACUUACAAGCUUGGAAAGAGUACGAGAAAGGAAUCCAAGCGUUGAAACCUUGGAUCGAGGAAGCAGAAUCGAAGGCAGCUACCAUAGGCAGCAAACCUACCACUUUGCGACAAGCGGGUCAAAUGCUGGAGACCGCCAAGGCCUUCGAAGUACGAUGCCAACAAUACUUCCCUCAAGUUCAAGAUUUGUCUUUGAUCAGUCAACGAAUAUCCGGAAAGACAUCAGCCUCGGACGAAGUGGACGCCGUUCACACUCGCUGGAACGCUGUGCAUGAUACAGCCGUGCAGACGACGACGAAAUUAGACAAAUUAGUUACUUCAUGGACCAGCUUCGAGUCCGAGAUCAAAGACUUCAACGAAUGGCUCGAGAAAUCGGAGAGAAUGGUGCUCGUAGAACCGAAUACUCAAACGCCUGAGGUAUCUGUAUUGGAAAAAGAACUGGCGAGACUGAAGGACUUCAACAAGACCAUAUCCGAUCAUCAGGCACAAUUGAUAUCGCUGACGCAGGUGUCUGAUCACAUCAGCCACGGACUGUCAUUGGAAGGAGCGUCGAACUUGAAGGCUCGCGUGUCCGACAUCAAAUCCAGAGUCAGCAAACUCGCCGAUACAGUUAGACUGCAGAUCAACAAGGUGUCUGACUCGCUGCUGGCCCGACAAGAGUUUCAGAUGAAGAUCACCGAUUUCGAGAACUGGAUGUCAAGAUUGAGAUCAAACAUCGCCGAGAUCAGCGACGCCACUGUCGACAGCGUGGACACAAAUCUUCAAGCUGUGCACGCGUACAUCCAAGAACAUUCUGAGAAGCAGCCAAGUUUUGCUGCCAUUUACGACGAAGUUAAACAAUUGUCGGUCAAGGGGUCAGUCAUGGAGGCAGCUGCCCUCGAUGAGACGUACACUAACUUGGCGAAGAAAUAUAAAGCCCUGGAGGACGAUUUACAGCAGAAGAAAAAAGGAUUAGAGAAGUGGAUAGAGUUGUUGAGUUGGUUGAAUGACGCCAACGCUCAGUUGAGCCACUGCAAGUACGAGGCCGAGGCCAGGAAACCAACCAUUACCGAUUUAGACAGAUUUUCCUCGGAGUUACAAACUGUAUAUGACAAAAUUGAUAACUGGAAGCAACAUUUAUUACCUGACAGUGCAAUCGGAAUUCAAAUCAGAGACAAACAAGGGAAACCUCUGACUGCUUCGGGUCUGUUGAUCGAUUUAGAGAACAAGGCUAUGGCUUUGAAGAACGAGAUAUCCGCAAAACGGGAUAAACUCGAAAGUCUUGGCGCCAGGUGGAAUAACUUCCGAACGCUUCAAGAAACUAUUACUGAAAAGAUACUAAACACGCAAACGGCUCUCCAGGAAACGGCUUACAACGUUAAUUCCUGUAAACAUCUGGCUCCGGCUGUUGAGAAGAUCGAUCGCUUAAUCGAGGAGCAUCAGAAGAGGGAACAGGAGAAGGAGACUCUUCAUUUCGAAGGAAGUAUUUUGAUGAAAGAAGACCAGAGGUCAACGACUAACAUUCAGGUUGUCCUGUCUUCCGUUGACGCCAACUGGGAAAAGGUCAAUGAGCUCCUCCGCGAACAGAGAAAGAAAUAUGCUGAUAUGAACACUGAUUGGGUAGUCUACGAGGAAAGUAGACAGAAAUUGAAGAAAUCCAUCGAUGAAGCUAACAAUAUGUGCCAGUCGGUGAGAGGAGUGCCUUACGAUAUUACCCAAGCGAACAUUACUUUAGACAAGCACAAGAAAGCUUUGGACAUCUUGAAGAAGAGCAAGCAGUUCUUAGACAAAAUGGAUUCUAAGGCGCAGCAGCUUACAAAGGAAGCUUCGUUGAUGCCCAGAUUCAAUUCUGAAUUGAUUGAGAACGACUUAACCGAAGCUCGCCAACAAUACCAAGACUCGUAUAACGAUAUCAGUGAAAAACUGCAAGUCUACGAGACUCAAGUGAUCGUUUGGAAACAGAUUGAAGAAUCAAAGACUGAACUGAUCAAAUGGUUGACUAACACCAACGAAGCUUUGACCACCGCAUUCGAGCGUUUAAUGGAUGCCGAAAAUUGUCAAGCGAGGUUGAUAAGAUACAGGGAAGAAUUACCUGGUUAUCAGCAACUCUACCAGAACAUCGUUACCAAAAUAGAGCAGUUGGUGAAACUAAAUAACGGAAGCGAUAUCACUACUUUGAGUUCUCUGCACAAAUUGUUAGACGAACAAUUCAACCUUGUUAAGAGCUCUGCUGAUAAAUUGGAGUCCUUAACGUCUGCGCUGAAUGAGAGGGAAAGGACGAUUAGACAUGAGAUGAAGAGAUGCGGCGAUCUGAUUUCAAAGAUCCGAGAGGAUAUCAUCAAGUGCGACGAUUUAACCGGCGAGAAUAUCAAGAUUCUUGCUCGAAUCAACAAGUGCCAAGAAUUAAAGACAGAACUAGAAAAGUGUGAUUACGCUCUGUCGAAAGUUGAAGAAACCCUAACGAAAAUUUCUACGGAGUAUCCCAGCAUUUCCAGAUCGAGUUUACCCAAAGAAUUGCAAGCUCUUCAGCUGCGACGAGACGGUGUUGCCAGUCACGCUAACAAGGUGAUAGCGACGCUGGUAGCAUUUUUGACCAAACUCUAUCAUGAGAAGUUCGGUGCUCUCCAACGCAUGGUCGUGACUCUGAAGGAGAAAGUCGCGUGGUGCGAGCCCGAGCAGAGCAGUGAUCGUUACAACCUGGAAGUGAAAAUGGCAUCGUUGAUGGACGUGGAGGCCGGUAUAGCCGAUUGCACUGCAAGAAAAGAAGACACUGACAAUUCUUUGAAACUUUUGGCGUCCGUCGAAAGCGCCGAGGCUAUGGCUGUUCUAAAAGCGGACCGCGACAGAGUCGAGGUCGAUUUGGAGUCACUAAAAAACAGUUACAAGAAGAUUAAAAACGAUCUGGAACGGAACAUCGCGUUGUGGCAAUGUUACGAGCAAACUUCGGAUAACGUUCUAUCUUGGUUGAAGGAGAACGAGAAUAAGAUCAGAGCCGAAGCGUCUGCUUUGCUGAACCUAGACGACAUUGAACAAAAAAUCGCUGAGAUGAGUCAGAUGCAGAAGACGGUGGCGGAAUAUGAAAGUGAAUUGAAGGAAUUGACGAGCCUCGCUGAGGACAUUACUAGAGUCAGUUCCGAGUCUCGAGUAAAUCAGUACAUCAACCACUUGAAUACGCGUUACGACUACGUGCUGAAAUUCCUGGCUCAACAUUUGGAUCGACUCCGCGAGUUGAAGGAAAACAGGGAUCAGUACACGGCGAACAAGAAGAAACUCGAGGCUUGGCUGGAGAACGCCGAGAGGACGUUAAAAGCUUUUGACGAGAUCACCGGACCGAAACCAAUAACGUUCUAUCAGUCGCGUCUGAAGGAGUUAAAAGCGUUCGCUGAAGAACGAGAGGUCGGGCAAGCUAUAUUGAACAAGACCGCCGAAGCUGGCGAGACUCUGUUCGCCAGAAUCACGCCGGAUCAGAGGGAGACAAUCAGAACCGAAAUAAGGAACUUCCGUAAUCGCGUCGACGCCAUGGCGGAUCGCGCCAAUGUGAUCUACAAGAAAAUAGAGAGCGAUAUGAUGCACAGAUCUUCCUUCGAAGACAAGUUCUCGCAAGUGAAACAGUGGUUGGCGGACGCACAGAACAAAUUGGGCGACAGGCAAGAGCUGUUGCCGACGUUACAGGAGAAGAAAUUGACGCUCCAUUUGUACAGAGCCGUGGCGCAGGACGUGACUGUCCAUAAAAAUAUUCUUCAGCAACUUCAGGAUAGACUGGUCAACGCGCCGGACGACGACGCCAGUGAAAUGUUGGCCAACGUGAUCGAGGCUUACGAGAAACUGUCCAACGAAGUGGAAGGUAGAAUUAACAUCGCGGAGAAACAUGUCUCUAAUCAUGAAGCAUACCUUCAGACAUUCGAGAAAACGCGAGACUGGAUCAACACGGUGAUCAAUGAAGGGACACCGAUAAUCGAGGACUUCUCGGUCGAACGAGACACAGCACAGAAUAAAAUAACUGCCAUAGAUAAUUUGCUUCAACAACGAACUGAAGGCGAGCGAAUUCUGACUGAUUGUAACCAGCAAUUGAACAUCGUUCUCGAGCAAACGUCUCUUCCGGGUCACUCGGCAUUGAUAACAAACUUUGAACAACAGAAGAAAGUAUGGGAGGACUUCCUGAAGAGAUGCGAGACAGCUAGAGACAAACUGAAACAUCUAUUCGAUCAGUGGUCUGAAUUCGAGAAGAUCGUAGAAUGUUUGGAGGCUUGGAUCAAACAAAUGGAGACGCAGUUGAAGGAUCAGAGCCUGAAGAGCACGGAGGAGACCAAGAGGACUCAUCUGCAGAAGUUAAAAUCCCUGGAAGAAACUAUUAUCGCGAAAGGUGGUGAGUUCAAUGCCGCCGUUGAGAAGAGUCAAAGUAUCGAAGCUGAAGCCGAUUUAGCUACUAGAGUCUCGAGGCAGAUUACCAAGUACCAAGCUAUUAAGAAUCAAGUGAAGGAAGCUGUGAUGCGGUAUGAACAGUUUGUGAAGGAGCACAAUACUUUCAACGUAAAAUACAACCAGUUGCUGCAAUGGAUUACCGACAUUCAGUCGGAAUUGAAGAAACACAGUGAGAUCGUGGGCGAUUUGUCUGUGUUGCAAAGCAGGCAGAAAUUGAUCCGUGAUCUCAGCGACACAAGAACGAAGGAGAAUGCUAGAUUUGAGUCUGUCAUUGAUCUCGGUGAGAAACUGUACGUGCACACGUCUCCCGAUGGCAGAGAAAUCAUCAGACAACAAUUACGGAAUCUGAGAACCUUGUGGGACGGAUUUUCCGAGGAUCUUCAGAGCACCACGCAGAAAUUGGACCAAUGCCUGAUGCAAUUCGCCGAGUUCUCUUUGUCUCACGAGCAGCUGACCGCUUGGCUACGAGACGUGGAACGCGCGAUGCAUCAGCACACAGAGCUGAAGUGCACGUUAGAAGAGAAACGAGCACAGCUACAAAAUCAUAAGAUAAUGCACCAGGAAAUCAUGUCCCAUCAGACCCUGGUGGAAUCUGUCUGCGACAAAGCUCAGCAACUAGUGGACCAAACGAAGGACACUUCCCUGAACGUUUUCUUGCCUUCUAUCAAACAACUGUUCCACAACAUUGUGUCGAAGUCAAAAGAUCUGUUGGAAAACUUGGAAGAUUGCGUAGAGAAACAUAAUAGAUUCAAUUUGCAAGUGAAGAACUUCUCCGAUUGGUUGAACAGCGAACGGGACAAGCUCGCUGAGUGUAAUGACGUCACUGGAGAACGGACAGAUAUCUCCAGACGACUUGCUACGCUGACGAUGUUGAAAGAUGAUCAAAUGCAAGGCGCGGAACAGCUUGGGAAAUUAAAGGAGCUUAGCGAUACAGUUAUUAAAAGGACGGCGCCAAAAGGAUGGGAUGCUAUCAAUAAGGAGAUCACUAUACUUGAGAGCAACCUUCGUCAAUACUUAAGUGAAAUAGAAUCAGUAGAAGACAAGCAGAAAGCAGCCAUGCAGAAGUGGCAAGAUUUCGAAAACAAAUUGGAAGCGUAUACAAAGUGGUUCAGCACGAUGGAGGCUUCCUUUAGGGACCAGCAAUUACAGCCUACCUUACAAGACAAAGAAGCUAGGCUUCAAGCUCUGAAAGGAAAACGAGAUGUCAUAUUGAAGGAAGAAUCAAAGAUAGACGAGUUCGUUGACAAAUCUCACAGUUUGCUUCACGCGAGCGGCCUCGAACGUAUCAAGCCCAUGAUUUCACAAAUCAGCAACAGAUACCAACUAUUGCACGUGCUAAGUAAAGAAGUAGUAACCAGAUGCCAGAGCAUAGUAGAUGACCACAGAGCCUACGAAGAGAAAUUAAAAGUUGUCGACGCCUGGCUAACGCAGCUGGAGCAAAGUUUAUCCAGUCUGGACGAGACCGGCGGAAACCUUGAAGAGAAGCUUUCGCGCUUGCAGAUACUGUUGGCUGAGAAAGAACAGGGAGAACAUCGUUUAGCAAGUUUAACAUCAUUCGGGGAAAGGAUCCUCGCUGAUACGUCUGCACAAGGGAGGGAGCUUAUUCGUCAUGAGCUGAGACAGGCUCGAGAACGAUGGGACAAACUUGUGGAAGGAAUUGCCGACCAGCAGAAGAAACAGGAUGCCCAAUCCUUGCAGUGGUCCAAUUAUCAAGAGACGUUACAACAAAUUUUAGCUUGGCUGGAUGCCAUGGAAAGAUCUGUGAAACAAGAUUCUUCGAUCACGUGGUCCUCGCUUCAGGAAAUAAAAUCUAAGUUGCUUAAAAGCAAGGCAAUGCAUCAGGAAAUCCUAGCUUACAAGAGGAUAAUCGAAGGAGUGUCCGAGAAGGCCAACGCGUUGACCUAUUCUACUGUGGCACCCACGGAUGCUCAACAGAAGGUUGCCUCGGUUUCCAACAGAUACGAGGACCUCGUCGAGAUGUCGCAGAAGAAUAUCGCCAAUCUGGAAACUCUUUUGGACACGUUCCAACAGUUCUACGAUCUCCAAAAAUCCUAUCAGGAUUACCAAAAGCAACAGUGGGAACAAUUAGCCAAUUACAGUGAUUACACGGGCAACAAAGCUGCUCUUCAAACUCAGUUGACUAAAAUCAUGGAACUUCAAGAUAGCCAAAGAGAAGGCGAGUUGAAAUUAGAUAUUCUGAGCGAGCACGUGGCACAAAGCGCACAUUAUCUGUCACCAAGGUCUUUGGAAUCUAUGGAGAGAGACCUGGCCACUUUAAGAUUUGAACAUAAAAAAUUCGUGACCGCCGUGAGUGACAUUAUCCGGUGCAUCGAGGAAAGAAUUCAACAAUGGAGCGAGUACGAGAAUUCGUUGGAGCGUUUGUUAGCCUGGCUGGUCGAAGCCGAGACGUCCUUGAAGAAUUAUUCAUUGAAAAACACGCUCGACGAGAAGCAGGAACAGCUCGAAAAAUACCAGGCACUACAAAAAACCGCCUUGUCGUGGGACACGGAAGUGACGGAACUGGUGGCCCUCGGAGACCACCUGGACCAAAUGCUGAUUGUGAAUCUUCGACAAAACGAGGCAGAGUUUGAUAAAAUGAGCGACGAAUCUUCCGAGUUGAUGCAGAUCAGCGGAGAAACCAGAUUCUCGGCGAGCGUCCAACAAAUCACUUCCCGUUUCCAGUCUAUUCAAGCAACUGCAAGGGAAUUGGUCAAGAAAUGUGAACAAGCAGUAGCAGAUCACGCGGCCUAUCUCGAGCGCUACAAACAGUGUUCAGAAUGGCUGGCGAACGCACGGUCUACUUACCAAUCCAUUAAGGACGACCUCAGUGGAACCCGUCAAGAGCUAACUUCGAACGUAUCAACUUUAAAAGAUCUUUUAUCCCGUCAAUCUUCGGCUACCCUUUUGCUGAAUAAUACCAUCGAGGCCGGGGAGCGUUUGUACUCUACAACAGGCACCGAGGGCAGAGAAAUCGUUCGCCAACAGCUGUUGGAUCUUCAACAAGCCUUCGAGGAAUUGUACGAUGGCAUCGCGUCGACUGAACGGCAGCUGCAGUCGAAGAUCUCGCGAUGGUCCGGCUUCGACGAAUCGAACGAGGCAUUCGAGAAAUGGUUGAGAACGAUCGAAGCUGAAUUGAAACCGGAAAUCGAAUUAAAAACCACGCUGGACGAGAAACGCGCUCAAUUGCAGAUUUAUCGAGCGUUCCUGCACGACAUUCAAUCUCAUCAACAAGAUCUACUUGAUCUUCGUGAUAAGGUCGACAAUUUACCGGAUUCUACAGACAAAGUGAAUCAGACGUUGACGAAACUGAAUGAGAGACACGCGACGGUAUUGAAACGAGCGGCUGCCUUCGUCGAGAAGUACGAAGGCAUUGUGAGUGAUCAUCAGCAAUACAGCAAGGCUGUUCUAGACACGCACGAGUGGAUAGACGCGACGCACAACGCUGUUAUUCUUUGGGGUGACACGGAACUCGAAAGAGUGUCCCUUCACACAAAUCUGGAUCGUCUAAAGAAUUUGUUACAGAGCUUGCCCGAAGAUAAGCCGAGGGUGCAGCAAAUAAGAGUCCUAGGCGAGAAAGUAAUACCUGGAACCUUGGAGUCAGGACAGAUCAACAUUCGUUCACAGAUAGAUUCCUCUCAACAGGAAUGGGAGAGCUUAGUCACCGCUGUGAAAUCUACCAUAGAGAUGUUAGAGAACAAAUUGCAGCAGUGGAAUGAGUUCGAAACGUCAAAGGAAAGGUGUCUAGCUUGGAUGAGGGAAACCGAUACCAAGCUCCACGCUGUGGAUUUGAAAGCGACCCUGCAAGAGAAGAAGGACCAAUUGGAACUUCUACGAACUCUUCAGGGUCAGGUCCGAGCGAAAGAACUUGAGAUAGACGCUGUCACUGAGAAGGCCCAACAACUUCAUAAGAACAUAACAUCCCGUACAACGCACAUGUCAGAACUAAGCAUCAAAUACCAGCAGAUAUCGAACAAAGUUAAAGAUCUCAACAGCCGUUGGCAUCAGUACGUGACUACUCAUCAGGAGUUCGAUAAUCAAGUGGCCGAGUGCACCAGAUGGUUGGAUGAUAUCAGAAAGAAAUUGGCCUAUUGCUCUGAUCUUGGUGCCUCCUCGCAGAAGGACUUGGAGAACAAAAUGGAAAUAGUGCAAGACUUGUUGUUGUACAAAGAGGAUGGAUUCGCUAAAGUUCAGGGAAUCGUCGAGCUGGCACAAGCAGUACUGGCGAACACGGCACCAUCGGGACAUAAGGCUAUCAAUGAAACCGUCGGAAAGCUUCAGGAACAAUGGAGCGCGUUGGCUUCGAAAAUGCUAGAAGCUAAGACCAAUCUGGACGAUUCUAUCAACAAAUGGGCCGGUCUUCUAGAACAGAUACAGUCGAUGAAUAAAACUGUGGAUUAUAUGCAAUCGGCGUUGGAAGAAUUCUUGCCGUUCCAAACGUCCAUGUCUGAGAAGAGGAUCCAAUUGGAACGUAUAAAAGCGCUUGAAGAAAAAGUUCGAUGCGAGAACAUCGAAGUCGACGGUUUGAAGAUCAAAGUUGCCGAAAUGAUCGCCAGUGGUCCUCAAGGUCAAGCUGCAUCUCAGGCGCAGAGCAUCCUGAAUAGAUUCGAUACCCUGUUUGAAAAGAUUAAAUCGUUGUUAGCUGAAAGAGAAGAACAGUACAAGGAUCAUAGAUUGUACAAGGAAGCACACGAUGAUAUAAUCAACUGGUUGAGCAGAGCUCGCGAGAAGAUCCCAUCGAUGAAACAAAGGCCAUUGAGCGAUAAGCUUGCUAUCGAGAACGCCGUGGCUCCGCUUGACAGCUUAUUAAACAAGAAAGCUCAGGGAGAACUAUUGGUGGAGCACCUUCAGCACACUGGAAACGUCGUUUGUGCAAGCACGAGUCCCCAAGGCCAAGAAAUCAUAAGGAAUGAGGUCAAGGCUUUGACUCAUAGUUUCGAGGAAUUGUUCAGAGAAAUUAAGCAACAGAAGGAUCAGUUGGAGAAAACGGUGAGCCAGUGGCGCGAUUACAAGGACGAGUACGAACGGCUGAGCGACUGGCUGCAACAAUUUGACAUUCUCAUAAAAGCCCAGAAAAACUCUCUGUUGCCAAACGUUGCUGAGAAAGAGAAACAAGUACUGGAGGUGAAGGAAAUUCUCGAGAAUCUCCUUAAGGGACAAGAGCAGAUAGACAAGUUUAACAAAUCCGCGUCUAGUCUCUUUUCUUCUCAUCUGGACACUUACAUAAACAAUCAACUUCGACACUUGAACUCGCGUUACCAGGUUCAAGUGAACCUUGCCAAGGACGUUCUCAACAAAGUCGAGACCAACUUGGCUCAGCACAAAGAGUACGAGGCUAACUUGGCGAAGACCCGUGCCUGGAUCGAGAACGCGAAGCAGAUUAUUCGCAAGGGCACGGAAGCAGCUUCCACUAGCAGUCGAGAGGAAUUACAAAACAGGCUGGACAAUAUUCAAGAAUUAUUACGAAAGCGAGAGGAAGGUCAGAACCUGGUCCACUUGACCGUGAACUGCGGCGAGAAAGUGAUGAGAAAUACCAGAUCGGACGGCCGCGAGGAGAUCAAUGCUCAGUUGAAAGAGAUCCAGAACGACUGGGAGAGACUGGUGAAGAAGAUCUCGACCACGAAGGUUCACUUAGAAACGAGUCUCCUUCAAUGGGCGGACUACAGUUCAUCGUACUUACAGCUGCAACAGUGGAUCAACGACAGGGAAGCGAAGUUGCAGCAGGUUUGCGAGCAGAAGGUAUCCAAGGCGAGGAAAGGAUUGGCUGGUCUUAGUUCUUUGGCCAUCGGGGAAAGGAAGGCGACUUUGAGGCAGACGAACAGCAUAGUUCAAGAUAUCGUCGCGUUCGAACCGAUGAUUCAGUCGGUUACCACGAAAGCUGAGGACUUACGACAGGCGACGCCAGCCACGGAGAUCUCGAUCAAAUACGAAACCUUGAGCAAACAGGCGCAGGAGUUGUACGCGAAACAAAAGGAAACCGUGGAACAGCAUCAAGCGUUCAUAGACAGUGGUAACGAGUUCAUUCAGUGGAUAAGAGCUGCAAAGGAGAGACUCGGGAAAUGCUCGGAGCCUACCGGUGACAAGGAGUCGCUGGCGAACAAGAUUACGCAACUAAAGGUGCUGCAGAGUGAGCUACCGGAAGGUCAGAAGAAAUUACAACACGCGUUGGAGCAAGGAAACGCGGCGUGUCAGAUCGCGGAUGAAGAGGAUAAAGAAAUAAUUGAGGAGGAAGUAGCGUUACUGCAAGAAGAGUACGACAGCUAUGUGGACUCACUGAACAAUACGAAGACCUUGCUGGAAGUAGGCAUCGUGAAAUGGACAGAGUACGAAGACCAAUUCUCUGAAGCUACCGAAUGGCUCACGCAGACUGAACAGCUCGUGCAGUCGUUCAAUAAACUGCAGGACAGUUUGGAAGAGAAGAAGAAUGUCCUGGAACAAUUUCAAAUUCACCUUCAGACGUUGUUCGACUGGCAGAAGGAGCUUGAUCGACUGAACAUGAAAGCGCAGAUGUUGCUAGAAACCUGCGCGGAUACCAGGAUUUCGAACGCUGUUACCCAAUUAACGACCAAGUACAACGCGCUCCUGUCAAUGGCUAAAGAAAUAAUGAGACGCCUAGAAUUACAUUAUCAGGAGCACCAACAGCAUAAUACGCUGUAUCAAGAAUGCCAGGACUGGAUAGACCGAACACGCGAUAAAUUAGGCGAAUGCAAAGAAGUUCCGAGCACUUUAACCGAAGUAAAUAACAAACUUCAGACCUGCAAGGCUAUUAGGCAGACUCUGGAACAAGGUCAGAACAAGCUGCGCUACGCUCUCGAAUUAAAGGAAAAGGUAAUCAUGAACACGGAGCAGAACGGUGCGGCGAAGAUCCAAGAAGACACGGAGAACUUGAAAACGGAGUUCGAAAAAUUGCUGGUCAACGUGGAAGAUAUAAGACAGAAACUUUCUGCAAGGGCGAGUGCCCUCGAAGAGUUGAAUAAGAUUCAUAGACUCACCACCGAUUGGAUCGAGGAGAUCGAGAGCAAGAUUCAACCGGGUGAAAUGUAUAAAAAUGAUCUAAGCGAGAAACGAGCGGUAUUAGAGAAGUAUAAGACGGUUCAGAGGGACAUCCAAGGACACGGGGAAACCGUGGACCGCUUAAAAGCUCGUUUGGCUGAAGAUUCUAGUAUACCGGUUGGUCCUUAUCAAUCCACUAUCGCAAAGUACGAUGAGUUGACCAAGUUGAUCGCCGAAAAAAUUAAGAACCUAGAAGAACAGGUGAACGACCACGAGAAGUUCCAAAAGGCGCACAACGAGGCAGCCGAUUGGGUACGUCAUACGAAACUGGAACUCCAACAAAACUGCGACACCCACGGCGAGAAGGAGCGAAUCAUCGAACGCGAGAACAAAGUGAACCAAAUCAUCGCCUCUUUGCCAAAAGGGGAGACUUUGAUCUCGCGAGUGAUCCAGCUCAGCGACGGAGUAAUCGCGUGCACUGGUCCGGAAGGUCAGGAAGCCAUAAGACAGGACGUGAAACAACUGCAAGCAAAUUGGAAGUCGUUGCAAACGCAGUGUCACGAAUCUCAGAAGACUUUGUCCAAUUGUAUCUCCAGCUGGUCUCAAUUCACAGCAGCUUUGGACAGCAUGAAAAGAUGGAUAGAUCAUUUCCAAAAGAAGGUGAAUGACGAACAAUCAAAGGAGAACAAGACGCCGGAGGAUCUAGUGCGUUGCAAGAGUUUAGUUGAAGAGGCCAUUCAACAAAAACCUGUUCUCGAAGAUUUGAACGACAAAUGCGAAGCCUUGCUGGAAAUGAGUGCAUGCAGUUGGGCUCGCGAUAAGACUGUGCAACUGCAAUCAGCGUACACGUCUCUGUUGACGGACAUGCAAGGUCUGGUUUCCAAAGUGGAGAAGAACCUGUCCGAUCAUACAGAAUUCUUGAAGGCGAAAAAGGAAAUGGAAGAUUGGUUGCGUAUUGCUCGAGGCUCGGUACAAGAUUGCAUGGGUGUCGGUGACGCCGAGUGGGCCAAGGAUAAAUUGGAAACCAUCAAAAUCGUCGCAACGAGAAUCACCGAGGGCCAACAUUUAUUAUCAACAUUGCAAAACGCUUUUACGAAAGCGAUAGACACCGCAGUGCCGGAGCAGCAAGAACAGUUGAGGUCAGACAUGGCCGGACUUCUUUCCAGCUGGGAACAAUUGAGCAUAGAUUUGAACACGGUCCAAGCCCAGCUGAAAUCAUUGUUGACUCGCUGGGACGAUCACACUGAAGCUCACGGAAAGAUGAAGCUUUGGCUAGAGGAAGCCGAGAAGACUAUAGAAGAAAUCCCAGACACGAAAGGAGAAUUCGGCGAUAUGAAAACCAUGCUGGAACGUUACAAACAUAUUCAAGAGGAAGUUCGCGGGAAGAAAACUGAAUUGGACCAUUUGAUGGCAGAGUCUAGCGAAUUGGCCAAGCUGGCGAAGAAGAAUACGCCGCUGGAACGAACGCGGGAGUUAUUGAAACGCUGGCAGAAUUUAAGCGAGAAUGUAAACGAGAGGAAGAAACUGAUAGAAAACGAGAUGCAGGAGUACAAUGCUUAUCACGCAGCGUUGCAGGAAACCGAGAAGUGGUUGCUGCAGAUCUCGUUUCAACUGAUGGCCCACAAUUCGCUGUACAUCACGAACAAAGAACAAACAGUGUCUCAGAUUACCCAACACGAGAGUCUACUGACUGACAUUGAAAAUUACACCAGCGUACUGGAUGAUCUGAAAUUAAAGGGCAAUGGACAAAUCGGCCGCUACAUGACCAUUAAUCCUGAGAUUAAGAAUGUGAUUGAGACUCAACUACAAAAUGUACAAGAGAGUUACAAUUCUUUAUUGAACACCGCGUUGCAAAUUAAAAAACGUUUGGCGGAGUCUUUAGUGAAAUUCCAAGAAUACGAGAACACUCUAGAAAGCAUCAUGAAAAACCUGGACGCGUACGAACCGGAAAUAGCCCAGGAAAUUGAAGCACCGAUAGACACCCUCGAAGCUGCGAAGCAGAGGUUCGAAAAUGCGCGCACGUUGCAUAACAAGCUUCAAGGCGAGAAGACCAGACUCGCUUUGGCCGUGGAAGCGUGUGAAGCAGCUGUUGCUUGCGUUUCGCGGCCUGGGAGUCCCUUGGACGCUCCACCUGUGCAGAUCCCAGCGAGGGAAGUUGAAGUGCGAAACAAACUUGAAGAGUUGAUUGAUCAGGCGCAAGGACACCUGAUGAACGUGACCAAAGCUCUGAAUGAACUGGAAGAGCAAACUCGACAAAAGAAUGCUCUUCGCACUUGGAUAAAUCAGCAGAGAGCCCUGUGCGCCGAAUGGAAGUCGCGACCUGCUAAAUUGCGAUCCGAAGCUGCCCAUGCCGAGCUGCAAGCGAUGAACGAUUUGCUUAGUAACGUCGGAGAACGAAGAACUCACGCGUUGACGGAGUUGUCUCUUCACGAGGAUGAUCAGGAUAUCGAGGAGGGAUUGAACAAAUUAGAAGCGGAGUUGACAGAUGCCAUCAGUGGGAAACAGGCUGCUCAGGAUCUGAUUCAGAAGUACAGAAACCAGGUGCAGAGUAUGCAAUCCUGGUUGGACGCGUUGUCAAAGAAAGUCGACGUUAUCGAGAAAGGAAAUGGACAAACUAUUGGACAGAAGAUAGCAAGCGUCAAAGAGAUCAGCACGGAGUUUGAAUCUCAAGGACCGGCAAAAUUGGGCGAGGUAAAGAGUUUGGGUGACCAGGUGAUGGACUCUGUGAGCAACUUAGAUUCGCAGCAGAUAGAAGAGCAGAUCAAAUCUGUGGAGAGACGGUAUUCCGAUAUAGCAAAGAAGCUGCAAAGGAAAGCGCAAGUGUUGGAUAUGACUGCUCAGGGUAUCGAAGCGGCCAGACAAGAGAUUGAAGAAAAUCGACAAUGGAUUCAGCAGAAGAAGGAGCAAGCUCAAAUUUCUGAGCCCGUUGGGUACGACAGCAAACAGGCGGAAGAGAGACUUCUGGCUUUGAAGGCAAUGCUGAAAGAAGCGGAAGGGAAGCAGAUGGUGAUCGAUACGUUGGAAAAGCGAGUGGGAAACAUGCAGAACGAAUUGGAGAGCAACGAGCAGCAGCAACUGGAAAAUGAGACGAAAGCUUUGCGCGGUGAACAAGCGCAGCUCUGCACCAUUUUGACGGAAGGAAUUUCCAGUGCCACGGCCGCAACCGAAGCUCGUCGCAGAUUCGAAGCGGAUUUGGAAAAAGCUCGUGCUUGGAUCAAAUCCAAGAGUAACAAUCUAAAGAAACUGAGCGGCUAUCUGCCGCUGAAAGCGUCGAAAGUCGAACAGGAUAUCGUGCAGCACGGUGAACUGAAAGCGGACAUCGAUUCCUUCAGCGAGAAGGAUCUAAACGACAUAUUGAAGCAAGGACACAAUUUGUUGAAGGAGUGUAACGAAGAAGAUCGGGCAAGAUUGGCGAAAAUUUUAGACGAAAUGAACAAAGAUUACGAGGAAUUGAAAAGCGAGGCAAAGGAGAAACAGGCGGCGUUGGCGGAUCUUCUCCAGGGAAGAAAGGCUUUCGAAAGCGAAAUGGAUAAGUGUCAGAGAUGGAUCAACGAAGCUGAGGUGGCUACGUCCUCGGAUGUAAGAACUUCCAGCAUCGAUAUUCUACGGGAACAACUUUCAAAGUACGCUCGUCUAAAGAAAGAAGCGAAGGAUUACGCAGACGACAUCGAAAAACUAUUGCAACAAGGAAAGUCGAUUCUUCCAACCGUGAGCGACGCUGACAAGAUGGAACUAAAUGAACAACUGCAAAAUAUGAAAGAAGCUCACGGAAGAGUGGCCGGCAUCAUAAACGAAAGAGCGCUGGCGCUCCAAAAGAGCAUCGACGAAGCUGAAGAAUCUUUGGCACGAGUAGCCGAAGCCGUUCAAUAUAUGACAGACGUACAAAAGGAACUUCAUGAACUGAAUAAACCGAUUGGUUCCCGCGUUGAAGACGUAGAAGCAAUGCUAGACGCUUAUGAAAAGAUCUUGAACGAUCUGAAGGAGAACAAAGGGAAACUGUCCGAUCUACAGUCUGUGAACGUCGCUGAUCUUCACGGGGUAUUGACUCAGCAAGAUGAUCUUAUAAAAGCCAUAGAGUCCCAAAUUUCGAAACUUCGACAGCUGCUCCUGUUGCGACAGCAAUUCAUUGCUCUGAUCACUGAAAUUACCACUUUCAUUGCCAAGUAUACGGAGAUCAUCCGUGACAUUGAAAAUUCUGGGCAAACUAUAGAAGAAAAAAUCAAAAGGUACGACGACGCUAUUUUGAAAAUCCAAGAAUGCGAAGCUCUCUUGGCCAGUGCAACAGAUAAAGGACAACAAAUUGCUGCGGAGGGUUCAACCGUGGACAAGAACAACAUAACAGAGCAACUGCAAGCGCUGAAGCAGCAACUGCAAGCUUUGCGAAGAGCCGUGGAGACCCAAAGGGAGCAACAUGAGUUGGCUGCAGCCGAGCACAAGAGGCUCGCUAACGAAUUGGCUGAGAUCUUUGACUGGCUGGAGGACAAAGAGAAGGAAGUGAAGUCCAGACCGCUUUUAGAGAGAGAUCCGGUCAGCGUAGAAGCCGAGCUUAAGAAGCACAACGAGCUUUGCGAGGCUGUCAACGAGCAUCUUGACAGAAUUAGAAACUUGAAGAACUCAGUCCCUCACGAAGAAGGUAUGCCCGGAUCGUUGAAGGAAAUGCUCAGCGAAGCUAUGUCCCUGUUGACGUCCCUGCCCAGAGAAAUGGAGGAACGUGGCAAUUAUUUAGAAAGCAACAUGAAAUUGAGACAAGAAUACGCAGCUCUAACCGAGAAACUUCGGAGUUGGGUUCGCGAGGCGGAAAUUCGACUGGAAAGUGACAAAGACGGACUCGACUUUGAAAAUAUCCUGAGCGAUCUCGAGGAGCACAAGAUUUAUUUCAGCAGCGAGCCUACAAUUCGUGAAUUGGUGUCCCAACAGAUUCAACAGGCGGCCGAUAAAAUAUGGCCGUCUUUGAGUACGUCCGAACAAGAGGAACUGAGCGCCGAGCAACAACAGCAUACGCAGUUAUUGAAGAACACUUUGAAUACGGCGAAAUCACAGCGCGCCAGACUGGAACAGGGUGCUGAAACUUGGAAGGACUACACGCAAACUUUGGAACGCGUGCGGGCUGUUAUUGCGAGGACAAGAUUCACUGAUGAGCCUGUCACGACUUUAGCUGGAUUACAGUUUAAUAUCCAGAAGAUCACGCACGCCCUCAAUGAUAUACAGAAUCAACAAUUCGAAUUGGAUUUGCUAGUUGAACGUAGUCGCGAGGUCCUGCGGUUGGCCGAUGCCGAUAACAAGAAGACGAUAGAGACACAAAUCUCCGAGAUCAAUACAGAAUGGAAGGAAUUGGUCUCCGGGUUGGAAGGUCGCAGGGAUGCUUUAGAGGCGCUCUCCAAACAUUGGGAAGGUCUCGAGACGCAAUGGUCCACGAUUGAGACACGAGUAAACGCUACUGAAGAGAAAAGUAAACUUCUGGACACGGUGGUCCGUUCGAAGCAACACUUACACGACACCAUCAAAUCUUUACAUGAGUUGGUAGCGGAGGCCGAGAAAUUGAAACCGAUGGCAGAGGAAGUGAGAGACCUAUCAGCACCUGUUCUAGCUUACUUGGCAGCAUUCACGGAGGCACCAGCGCAUGCCCUCGAGGAGAAACUGGACAAACUGCAGAAUUCCGUCGAAGCGCUCAUCGACUCCCUGCGGAAGAAAUCGACGAAGGCGGACGAGGAGUUGGAGGCGUUCGAAGGCGCCGAGCGUGAGAUCGAGCAGCUGAGAAAGCGUCUGAACGAGGCGCGCGAACGCGCCUCGAACCUUUACGUGUUCGGACCGAAUCAGGACGACGUCGAGGAGGAGCUUGACGAUCUCGUAAACGACGUCGAGCAGCUCCUCGAUAACGCGAAGAAGUUCUCAGGAAGCACUAAGGCGCGGUACCAAGCUAGCCAGCAGCUGGUCCCGAGCGAUCUUGCCCAACAUUUGACUGCACUCGAGCUCUGCGCCGAGGCCACCGCACAGGCGAUGGAGGAGAAACAGAGGGAACAGAAACGCGCGAGGACAGUCAGGUCGGACUACUUGACUGACCUUGACGAGGUCCAGGCGUGGAUCAGACAGGCGGAGUUGAAGGUGCAGGAUCGAUCGAUAGAACCUGCGCCGCUUAAGGAGCAGCUGAGACAGGUGCAGGACGAACUGGGCACGAUCACCGACAAGCUCGAACGAUUAACGAGAAACGGCCGUACUAUUACGGAGAAUACGAGGGACGAGACAGAGAAACAAUUGAUCGACAGCACCGUUCAUAAUGUAACCGAACAGUUGAAUCAAGUCAGAAAUUGGUUGGACGAGCGGAAACAAGUGGUGGCCGAUACCAUCGAUGCUUGGCAGAGGUUCCUGGCAUUGUACGAGGCGGUCAAAGCGUGGACCGAGGAGAAGAAACAGUUCCUGAUUGAGCCUUUAAAGCUCAGCACUCUUGUGCAGACUAGGCAGAGGCUGCACGAAUAUUCGACAGCCGUAAAAAGCUGCAAACAGAUCAACAAGAAUCUGAGCGACAUGGGUAAAGAGCUCGAGAGUAUCGGUCAAAUUUGCAGCGUGGGUGAUUUGCCUGAAAAAUUGCUCGAAGCUGAGGAAGCUAAAGUACAGGUCGAAGGUCAACUGUUAGAAAGGAAUGCGUUGCUGCAAGAGACUAGCGAGGAAUGGGAGCAGUGCGAGCGUAAAUUAAAGGAAGUUAAAACGUGGAUCGAGAAAGCGAAACAGAGCCUCGAGUCGCCGCAGAACAAAAAGAAACCGUUGCGCGAUCAGCACAGCAUUCGGGAGAAAAUGCUGAGCGAUAUCGCGAUACAGAAAACGAAAAUCACCAUAUCGAUGGAAAAGCUCCAGGUCCACUUCCGGUCCGGAAUCGGUGGCGAUAGCCGGAUCGGCGAGACGGUAGACGAAUUGCUUGCCGAGUUGGACACCCUUCACGGAAACGUGAAGGAACAGACCACGUCGCUCGAGGCUUGUUUAGUUCAAAUCGAUCAAUAUCAACAGGAGAUACAACAAUUGAGGCAACAGAUUAUGCAGGUGGAGCAGCAAUUGAGGACAGUAUUGAGCCCCACGUAUCUGUCCACCGACAAGGAGAAGGCAUUGCAGGAGCAACAGGACAUCAUAGAAGAGCGUCUAAUGGUCUUACAACUGAGCCUAUCGAACUUAAGAGGAACUUAUUUACCGCGAGAUAGCGUAGAUUCCAUGCUGUCUGCACUCAUGAAUCUGUUAACGCAGUUACGAAAUUAUGAUCAAGAGGCCCGACAGUUGGAGGAAGAACUACAAAAAAUUCCAGGCGAUUGCGAGGCUCAAAAAUUAUUGUCGAACUUGGCGGAAGUUCAGGGUCGCAUCGCGACGCUUCUGGCGCAGGCAGAGCAAGGGCGAGCCACCCUGGAAGAUGCGCGAGGUCAGCAGGAGCAGCGUGGUCAUGAUAUUCACGCGUACAAGCAGUUCUUGGACGAAACCGAUGCAUGGCUGAAGAACAUCGUAGCGGGUAUGAAGGAGCAACAACCAAUCGCCACGAAUCAGGCUUUGCAGGAUGAGCUUAGCAGUCACGCGCAGCGAGUUUCGGAGCUUGAAUCGUUGCCAGAGAUCAGCACGCUGGCAAAGGUGCUGAAGAAUGCGCUGUUGGAAGUGAUGUCGCGUCUGCAGCAAAGGCAGCAGGAACUCCGCGACGAAGAAGCGCGAGCCGACGAAACGUCAGACCAAGGCGACGCUACCCUCGAUGAAGCACCUUCGAUACACUCAUCCCUCGAGAGUAGCAUGCCGUCCUUAGCCGACGUUUCGCUACAAACUGGACAGAGUUUAUUAGCAGAAGAUGUUGAGAAACCGCAACGUCUCACCAAGCAAACCUCCACGAAUCAAAUUCCAAUCUCGACAGUGGUCGAAACGCAAACCAUCGACACGGCACAGCCAGCGGUCGAGACUCAAGAGACGAUAAAGAUCUUAAAAACCACGGAGGGCGAUCACGAAGUGAUCGAAAUAGCCACGAAGAACUUGGCCACGGCCUCGACCUCCCAGGAAAUUGUCCAAGAACGUCCUGAUACGAUAGCGGAGGACAUCGUCGUUGAUAUGAAGUAUCAAGACCCCACGAACACCGAUAACACCACUAGCGAGUUGAACAUCGUUCACGCGGCUCCACAAUCGUUUGAGACGGUUUUGGUAGAACCAGACGAUGUGACCACCGAGGUGGUGGUAGACGAAGAUGGCUCGAAGAGGAUAAUAGUGAGGAAAUUAAGACGGACUACAGUGACCAGUAGGCAGACCACGCAGCAACAUGUGUCUUCCACCUCCACGGCAAUCGGAGAUGCUCCCUCCGCUGUUCAAGCGUUCUCCGAGGCUACUAUGAGAGACCAGCAAGUUACCCUAACUACGACGAAACCAAACGGCACCAUAGAAACCACGACGAGACAAAUUUACGGAGGAAGAGUUGCCACCGGGACACCUUAUAAAGAUGUCAAUGUGGAAGAGUUCGAGUCAGCCCCACAGUACACGCACAUGAUAACGCAAGGGCACAUCAGGGAUAUCAGUCCGCAACCGUUCGAGGAAGGAGUUCUAAUGGAAGGCGGUGAAUACCAAGCAAAAACGUCGAGUGUUCACGCGGUGGUGCAACAAGUGACCAGAAGAGUAGUUAGGAAAACUAGAAGGAUCAUCAGGAAGGUGACGAUCAUUGAUGGGAAGGAAACUGCCACGGAAGAAAUAAUAGAGGAACCCGAGGAGGUCGAGAUCGACGAGAAGAAUAUACCGCAUAUAAGCAUAAACGUGGUUAAACAAGAGGAUCAGAGACGCAUUGGUCCCGAUGGGAAAAUAAUCGAAGAGAAAACACCAGAACGCGUCGUUCUCGAAGACGUUACAGACAAAGAGAGUAAAGAUUCGAAGUUAGAGAAAACUGUUGAGGAUGUUUCAGUACAAGGACCAUUCUUUGGUGCGUUCGCCAAAGACAUGCAUCCGACCAUGGAAUUUCUCAAAUCGGAAAAGAAGGGACCAUCGCUGGAAAGUAAAGAGGAAACUGAAGGAAAACUAUCUGAUGUAGUUACUCGUGCAGAAUCUAAAAGUCCACUGAGAGAAGUUCAAGAAGAACAGCUUGUACAAACUGAAGUCGGCGAGAGCGUGCAACCGGAAACCGCUGAAGCAAUACCGGAAUUGAUAGUUAAGCAUGAGGUAAAUGGGGAAAAGUCGAUUCGUUCUGCCAGUCAGGCGUUCAUCGACGCUGAAGUGUCGACUGCUUUACAGAAGCAAGAGAUACACGAGACGCAGGAAGAGCUAGCCAAAUCUCCAAUCGAGUCGGACGACGUCACCAAAGCGACCUGUAAGUCUGUCGAUGCACCAGUAACCAGCGAGAUACCCAGUAUCAAACUAGAGGAUCGCACGGUAGAUGUAGAGAAGCACGCUAAAGGCACCGUAGAUGUAAUAGAAGAAAAGCAGUCGGCAAUUGAAACAACGAAAGAGUCGACGGCACAAAAACCAGUUCACGUUUCAGGAGAACCUUCUCUACCUAAGGAAUCGAUUCCAACAACAAUCGAGAGCAAGAAACCUGAACAAGCGUUACCAAUUCACGUGAAACAGCAAAUAGUGAAAAACUCGUUCGUUCCUGAAGUUGAUUACUCCGUCGAUGAUUACAUCGACGAAGCUCUGAAGCCAGAAUACAAACCGAUCUUUCAUAAAGUGGAGAUAUCUCUGGCCGUGAAAAAGGAAGGGGAAGAAAUGCCUACGGUGUCUGUGAAGAGUCAGGCUGAACCGGAAGCGGCUCCGUACCGCGUGGUCAAGGAGGACGUCGAUAUCAGAUUGCCAGCGGAAAAGGAAAGCAAAUCAGUAACACAUGACAAGAUCGUUCAAACCUCGCCGCGUACAGAACCCGCGGUCGUCACUUCGAAAAAGGAAACGUCGGAGAAAGAAGAAAUCGCGAUUGAGUCACCGAUUAAAUCCACGGAAACAAAACCAAGUGCCUCUAGUAUCGCCUCGAGCAUCGCCGAAUCGAUGGAGAUCGACGUUGCGCUAACCGAUUCCUCAAAGGAUAUCAGCGAAGCACCGCAACCAGACGUUACGAAAAUGCUUGAGUUGACAAUGUUAGAAUUAUCCUCGAAGCCAGAUACGUCCGAAGGUGAAGACGGUUACGAAGCGGAUAGAACGGUAGCGUUGACGACUGCUCCAGAAAACGAGAACGCGACGCGGACGAAGAAACGAAAGAAGAAAAAGCAGAGGAUACGAAGUUUCAAGGAGGAAGAACAAACCGAAUUCCCGAAAACAACUACUGACGAAGGGGAGUUCACUAACGGUUUGACGCCUGUGGAAACCGAGGAUGUUAAGACCAGCAAGAAGAAAAAGAAAAAGAAGAAGCGAGAGGACGGUGAUGUAAAAGAUUACACCGCGAAGAUCGAGGCGGACACUCAAACCGCUGGUCAGGAGUUUAAUAUUUCCGUCGCUACAUCACCGAAACAGGAUGAAGCGUCAGAAAUGUAUUCACAAACGUCACCACCUUUGAUGGAAGAGACGAAGGUACCGGAAACACAACAAGAGGAGGUGCAAACUUCACUCGAAGUCGCUGAGAUGAUCGAAUCACCGAAAGAAAUUCAAACGUCUCCGUUGCCCGUGUCCGAUUUAAGCGUGCAAACUCUGCCUGAAAAGGAACCAAGUUUGGAACACACCGAGAUGCAAACUUCUCCACUUUCCGCGUUGGACUUCAGUGUUCAAGCUGUAUUAGAAGAAGUGCCACAGAUAGAAGAAAUAAGUACCCAGACUGCAGAAUCUCCUGUGACGAAAGUUGAGGAGUAUGGUAUUCAAACUAGUCCGAUAAAGGAGCUCGUGUGUGUUCCAGCUAAGACCGAGGAAAUUCAGGUUCAAACUGCAACUACGGAUAUGGUUUCCAUUGAAGCACAGACAUCGCCAACAAUACCAUCCAUAGAAACGGAGACGCAAACCACGGAGAAGAUCGUGGUCGCCAUUGAACAGCAAACCACACCGCCACCCGUCGAAGAUAAAAUUCUAUCUGUCACCGAAGUUCAAACGGUAACACCUGAAGUACCGGAAACUAUAGAAAUUGGAGCACAAACCAGUAGCCCGGAGAAAACAACGAUGGACUUCAACGUCCAAGCUAAUUUGAUAGAACAACCGGUUGUUGAAGUAGUCGAAACGCAGACCACACCUCCACCUAUCGAAGAGAAAAUUCUGUCUGUCACCGAAGUUCAAACAGUGACACCGGAAGUACCAAAAACUAUAGAAAUCGAAGCACAAACCACCAGCCCAGAAAAAACAACGGUGGACUUCAACGUCCAAGCGGAUUUGAUAGAACAACCGGUUGUUGAAAUGAUGGAGACUCAAACCACGCCUCCACUUAUCGAAGAGAAAAUUCUGUCCGUGACUGAAGUUCAAACAGUGACACCAGAAGUACCAAAAACUAUAGAAAUCGAAGCACAAACCACCAGCCCAGAAAAAACAACGGUGGACUUCAACGUCCAAGCGGAUUUGAUAGAACAACCGGUUGUUGAAAUGAUGGAGACUCAAACCACGCCUCCACUUAUCGAAGAGAAAAUUCUGUCCGUCACUGAAGUUCAAACAGUGACACCGGAAGUACCAAACACUAUAGAGAUCGAAGCGCAAACCACAAGCCCAGAAAAAGCAACGGUGGACUUCAACGUCCAAGCGGAUUUGAUAGAACAACCAGUUGUUGAAGUAGUAGAAACGCAAACCACUCCACCGCCAAUCGAAGAGAAAAUUCUGUCCGUCACCGAAGUUCAAACAGUGACACCGGAAGUACCAAAAACUAUAGAGAUCGAAGCACAAACCACCAGCCCAGAAAAAACAACCGUAGACUUUCACGUCCAAGCGGAUUUGAUAGAACAACCAGUUGUUGAAGUAGUAGAGACGCAAACCACUCCACCGCCAAUCGAGGAAAAAAUUAUAACUGUUACUAGUGUUCAAACGGUUACUCCUGAGACACCAGAGAUCGUAGAAAUCGAGGCUCAAACCAGUAUCCCCAGUAGCCCGGAGAAAAUAAUGCUGGACUUUAACGUUCAAGCGGAUUUGAUAGAACAGCCUCCGCUCGAAGUUGUAGAAACACAGACUAGUCCCGAAGAAAGUCCGCGACAAAUUGAAACUCAGGAAGUGGAGUCGCAGACAAUUCAACCUGAACCGCUUCGAGAAACCAUGAUUCAAACGAGUCCAGUUUCCCCGGAUAAAAUGAACGUUUGUGAACUAUCUGCUCAGACUAGCUUGGAGGAUGUCAAAGAGUUGGUGGAUGAACAGUCACAAACUGCAACGCCAGAGGUAAUAAGAACGUCGGAGAGUUCGGUACAGAUAAAGACGAUUGAAAUAGUACCGCACGUUGAAGAAAGCGUGCAGAUUAUUCCGGAAACUCGCGAGGAUGAAGCACAGACUAGUGCCGAGAGAAAGAAGUCAAUGGUGGCGGUUUCCCAACAAACGGAUGCAACGCUGAAAGAAGAAAAGGGAGUGAUAGUUAAGGACGAAGAAGGUAACGUGAUAGAGAUUACAAAAGACGUGGUGGACGCGUCGACGGAUGUGAUGACACCUCCGAAGCUUACAAAAAUUCCAGUAGCACCUGAUGUAGAAGUACAAAAUAUUGAAGAGCUCUCGGAAGCAACGAGAGCGGAGGAUAUAACGAAACCAGCGUCUGUUUGGGAGACGAUUGCGAAGAUAGGUGAAACAAAGGAGGAAGAGCAUGUACAGACACUUGGUGAAAAAAUGGCACCUAAGAAAGAGCGUGAAGAGUCGUCUCCAUUAGGGAGAGACCAUGGAUUCGAGAUACAUUUGCAGGCAACCAUAGAAUUAUCCAGUGACGCUACCGAUACUACCAGUAAAUUAACAGAUACUUCACAAGAUACGACUACUACCGAAGAUUUAAGUAUAGCAGAUAAGCCGGUAGAUACUAGCGUUGGAAAGAGACAGAAGCGAAAGAGAAGGCACAAAACCAUCGAAAUUUCCACCGGUGACAAGGAUCUGGAGUCCAUAUUCGGACAACCUUUAGAAUCACGGGAUUUGUCCUUGAGAUUGUCUUAUUCCGACGUUGCUAAAAGAAACGUGGGUAAAGAGAGGCACCCUUCUGGUGACGAUUUAGACAAAACUUCUGACGAUGAGAUUGCACGGAAGGAAGAUUCUAAGCUGACACUCGAAAAAAAAGGAGACGAAUUACAAGCACGUGUACAAAGUUCUACCUCAUUCAUGACGACGACAGAACCAGUAAUGAUAAAAGAUACUCAGGACAUAUGGAACUUGGGUAAAACAGAAGGGGAUGUGAAAUCGGAAGUACAAGUUCCAAUGGUUCCAGAAGUGCUCUCUCCCGAGCCAAUGGAUACAACGGAGGAGACAUUCUCUCCUAUAGAAUCAGUGGCUGAAGAGGAUGAUCGGCCUAAGAUAAAAACCUACGCAGACAUCAUUAGCGAAUCUUCUAAGAAAACAGAUCAACCUUCAUGGGAAUUAGCCCAUCAUGCGACCCCAUUGAUGGCUUCCAGUUCAAAAGCGUUUAUACUUGCCGAAUCCAUGGAGUACGAGCCUCAACUUCAGCUCACUCAAAGCAGUCAAACUACCAAGGCAAUCUCCGAUCGGAUGCAGAAUCUUCGCAACGCUACGCAACCGAGUCACCUAGGAAAUAUUCUUCGGAUUGCUCACUUGGAUCAAAUGGCAAAUGAAAAAUUAGCCGAAGAGCGAGCUGCGGACGUAAGAAAAGAACUGUCUCACUUAAGGGAUGCUGCGCAAGAGAAGGACGCGGUCACUAUGGAGGAAACUAUGGUCGUGAUCGUGGAGACGAUUUCCACAUGGUUGGAGACAAUCGAAUACAGAAUCUUCUUGAGUAAAGAAUGUCCCGCCGGUCCUUCUCACGACGACAAAACCUACGACGAAUUGAAAGACGAAGUGGAGAACGUAGAAGAGAACAUUCAAGAGUUGAAUAACAUUUGGAGAACGGUGGAAACCAAUUAUUCCAGUAACGAUCGUAACAGUCUGCAAGAGUGUCUCGAUGCUCUGGUACACCAGGUGAAAAUGAUCGAGGACGCGACCAUCGACGGUGAAAAGCAUCGCAGCAGUGAGCUCGCCAGAUGGGACGAAUUUGUGAACGGAGUGCGUAACAUGUACAGGUUAAUCGAAGAACAACGCAGACGAUUGGACGACAUAAUCGAAUUGGAAGCGUCGACGAGGUGGAAGCUUCAAGAACUGGACAAACUGGAAAGCAUGAAUCAAUGUCACACGUGGAAAACGGCGGCCUUGCUAAGAGCCUCGCAUGAAUUACUGCGCGAGUACCCAGGGAAACAUAUUCCUGAGGAGUGUUACGCGGCUCACGAGAUGACCAAAAUGAUCGAACACGGAAUAUCCAUCGAACGCGAGCGUCUCCUGCAGCUGCUAUCCCUGGCCGAGGAAUACGAGCAGACUCUUCGAGAGUUCGCUCAGAUCACCGAGAUCGCGGAAAAUUUAUUGGGAAGCCCGAUCUCCGUGAUGAGUUUGGAACACCUUCAGGAAGAGAUGCAGAAACACAGGAAGUUCUUCGUGAAUCUGAACCACUGCCGAGCAAUCUUGGAAUCGUUGGAGGGCAACUUAGACCCGGAAACGAGAACCAAAUAUUCGGAUCUCCAUGAGGAACUGCAUAGUAGGGCGAUAUCGUUGUUAGAUCAAGCUGCAUCUAGAGCUCAGCAAAUGGCUUUAGCCGCGUCCAGAUGGAUCCUCUUGGAACAGGGAGUGAAAGAGGAACGGGGAUGGCUUCAAGUUGCCCAUCAACGCGUCCCUGACCUGCAGACGGUCACUUCCUCGGACUACGAUCAAUACAUCUCAUUGUAUCAGUCACUCGCAACGGAUGUCGCAACGCAUCACGCACGGCUUAUUCAACUCCUGAACGUGGCGCGUAGUUUACAAGAUCUGGUCAACAUCGAGGACCCUGAGGAUCGUUACGGCGAAGCCUUAGAUGUGAUCCUGAAGCUACAGGAUAACGUAGAAUCGUCGUUGAGAAGAUUGAUGGCGUUCAGAGAUAGCUGGGUCAAUCAGGAAAUUCUGAUAAACCGACUGGAGAACUGGAUGACGUCAGCGGAAAGGGAAUUGAAGAAACUUCAUGAUCCAUCAGGAGGUCACAUACGUCAGUUCUGGGAAAUGAAAGCACAGUACGAAGUCCACAACAAUAUUCGAGAGGAAGCGAGCAACAGCUUCGAACAAGCCCUCAGAAUAAUCCCACUGUCAGAUGAGAUGUUACAAAGACAGUUCCAUCGUGAGGUUCAGGACCGAUGGAACGACGUGAGCCAACGAAUUAAUAAAAUCCAGGAAGAGGUGACGCGAAACAUUUCUUCCGAGGAAAUAUCGUCCAACGAGAAGCUGAAACUACUCGAGAGAGAAUUGAACGAGUUGCGCGUAACCAUCGACGGUUUCCACGGUGUUUUGAAAACCGAGGAGGAAUUGGAUCUCUACAUCGAACGACUGACCGUACUUUUCGACAGGAUUUCGUUGAUUCAAGACGAAUUGGGCCGGUUGGGCUUGCUUCCGGUCGCGGAGAACGAGAAAGUAGGCGUGCUGUUAUCAUCGGCGCGCAGAAUCGAAGGCCAGAUCAGCGAAGAGUUGGACGCUGCGCAGUUACUCAGGGAAAGGCUUCAGGCCAUCCAGCGAGGGCUGACUCGUGUCAGGAAAGCUCAUCAACGGCAAUCAUCUAUAUUGGAUCAAUGCGAGGGAAGCGAGCGACAGGGAAGCGAGAUGGUCGCCGCUGCCGUCGAUCGUUGCCAAACGGUCGCCGACGAACUCGCGAAUUUAUGGCAAGAUAUCAUGGGACUCAGACAAUUACUGCACACUCUGCCCACCGUGAUGAGAGUCUCGGUGUCUCCAGUGAGCGUGGAACGAGACAUCUCGAAUCUUCAGGACGCGCACACGGACUUGGAGGCCAGGUGUACCAGACUGUUAACAUUGCUGAAGAACAGACUCGCUUUGUGGAGGAGAUUCGAGAGACAGUUGGAAAUGGUGCAACAAUCGGUUCAGGAGGCUGAUUACAUGAUGGAGUUAUUAACCGUUCAAGGAUCUGUCGACUACGACAGGUUGCUGAAGGCCACUGAAAGACUGGAGGGUCUCAGCGGUGAUUUGGGCGCGCGCGAAGUUCUCAUUGGCGAAUUGCGGGAGGCUGCCGAACCUCUGCGGGAGGGUUGCGCUGCAGAGGUCCGCGAGAAGGUCGAGGCGGCGGUAAAUGAGGCCGUACAGGCCUGGGAAGACACCAGGGCCGAAUUAGAUGCCCUUUGCACCAAGUAUCAACACGCAUGCAGAUUGUGGCAACAGUACAAAGACUCGAGCGCAGCGGUCAAAGCCUGGGUGGACACGCAGAUGGACAGUGUCGCCAACCUGCCACCCGAAGAGGCCGUCAAACAUAUCAAGGUUUGUGAAGAGACGAUGGCAGAACACAAGGAGAGGUUGGCAGAGCUCCGAGGGCUAGUGGCGCAGAUCGCGUCAGACGUCGGCCUGGACGCGAGCGGACCUUUGCAUUGCGAGGUGGAGGCUCUUGGACAACGUCUCGAGGACGUCCGCGAAACCCUAUCGUGUCUCGCGGACGCUGCGGAUGCCCGUGCCCUCAACCAAGAGCUAGCACGUGGCGACUUGUGUCACACGAAAAACUUCCUGGACUCGGUCCAACAGAGUCUUACCACGGUGAGCCAGGGCGAAACAAAGGAGCAAUUGAAGCUCCUUCGCAACCACCUUCUCGCGCUCACGUGCACCGAACCGCAGCUACAAUCGAUCAAGGAUCGCAGCCUGGAAGUGCAAACUCAAGAACCAUCGGUGGUCGAGGUGCUGCAAUUAUGGCAGAAGGUGUUCAGGGAAACCUUCCAACAGUAUCACCGCUUAUCGACGCGGUUGAUCAAAACUCAGGAUGGUGCAACCGCGUUGAAGCUCUGGCAGGAGUAUCUGUCCCAUGUGCAGGACUUCUUAUCGAACGAUGUGCCCGGGGAUUACAGUCGUCUGUCGGAGCACAGGAAUCUCUGCGAGGUCCAUCGGAAUCUCUUGACCGACCAACAGAAUCUCAUCCUCACUGUUCGAGCCAAAGAGGACAACAAUCUAUCGACUACCGAACAGUUCAAUAUCCUGACGAACCUGCACAACGAAACACUAGCCAAAAUCAUGGAGAGGCACGCGGCGGUGCGCGAUAGCCUAACCGCGUGGGACAAGUACAAGACGGAUCAGAGCAAACUUCUCGCUUGGUUGAAAGAGAUCGAGAGAGAGCGAGGACAGUUGCACCUUCGAUUCAUCCAUCUGCGAAGGUUGGAUAAAAUACUGCAGAGGAUACAGACGCUGUUGGAUAAGAUACCACAAGGCGAGGCGCAGCUGGAGUCCCUGCAGGAGCAGCAGGAAACCUUACUCGUGAACUGUGACGAGGCGCUGGCCGUGUCCAUCCGCAUGGAACACGCGGCGGAUACUCAGAGAAUAGCGAAUUUGAGCGCUAGCCUGGAGACGUGGAGGGACUUCAUCCAGAGGAUACAAAAACUUUACGCGGAAUACGAGGAGAAAACGAGCGGAAUCACCUCGACUUUUGAGGAGAUCAGUCAAACCCUGAGCAUAGCCUUUCACGCGAAGCCCGCCAGUUUGUCCAGAACGAAAGAGCAAUUGGAGUCGAUUCAGCAAUUGCAAAAUAGGCUAUCCGGGAUGACAGGCGAUUUGGAAUCCUUAGGUGUGAUCACGGAACAGUUGAGGGAGUGUCUUAGCCCAUCGGACAUGAAGUCGUUGAACCAACAACGGGCGCUCCUCUGUCAACAACACGGAGAUCUCGAACAUCAGGCCGCGUUACUGGUGUGCAGAUUAGAAGAACGUUGCGGUUUGUACGAUCGCUGGAAGGACAGAUUAGGCAGGUUACUCGCGUGGAUACAAGAUACGGAAGCCAGAAUUCAAGACUGUGACUCGUCGGUACCGGACGAGCCCGAGGAGACCCUUAAGAGACUGGAAUGCGAAUUGCAAGCAGAAAUCGCAUUGAAACAGCGAGAACUGUUGUGGGUGCAGAACAUCGGAUACGAUUUAAUAGAAGUAGCCGAGGAAAAGGAAGCCGAAAAAUUGCAACAAUCGUUGAACGAACUGAACGAGAGAUGGGAUCGACUGUUGGCUACCGGGAAAGCUAGAGCCAGCAAGUUAGUGGAUUUGAUGAGGACGAUGAACACAUUGGAAAAGAGGAUAAUCGAGCUGAAGAGUUGGCUGGCCAGCGUCGAAUCUCAGCUUUCGGAGACGUUCGUGAUCGAGGAGAUCAGUCAGAGCUGCAUCGAUAAGAAACUGGACGAUCACCAUCAGCUCCAGAAGACUAUCGAAGCGGAGAGCGGAAACAUCGGAGAUGUAUUGAAUCUCUGCGAAAUCCUGUUGAGCGACUGCGACGCGUGGAAGGCGUCGUUCAACACGGACGCGAUUAAGGACGGAAUGGAGGGCUUGGAGCGCAGGUGGACAGCCACCUGUAUGAAAUCGGCGGAACGGAAAGGGAAAAUUGUCCUCACGUGGAAGAUCUUACAAGAAUUGGAGCAAAUCAGAGCGGAGAACGAAGGCUGGCUCGAAGAAACAGACAAGGCUCUCACCGAUUUGAAAGACAGCCUCGAUGAUGUCUCAAAGGAGGAGGCGAAGAACGUCGUCGAGAAAGCGAAGAGCAUUCUCGAGGAUGUGGAAGCGCACGAGCCAGUCAUCAAAAUGAUCGAACAGAAAUUCAGCCGCUUGGCCAGAACCGGGCUUGAGCCGGAUAAUCUAAAAUUUCUUAUCAGUGAAACUAGGCAGCUUAUCGAUAAAUGGCAGACGCUGAAACCCAGAGCAAAUGCGUUACUAUUGGCUCUUCAGCAGGGACAGAAGAAUUAUCGAGACUUCAUUACCGUGCAUGGUGCAGCGGUCGUCGGUUUGACGAAAGUCGACGUUCAACUGACCAGAACUCAACACCUGGCGACGCCUGAGCAGAAAGCAUCGACACGUCGCAGACUGCGUCAAUUGAGCGAGAUCGAGGAAGAGUUGAGAACGCAGAAUAUCACGCUCCAAAAGGCGGAUGAGUUAGCAUUGAAAGUUAUGCAAGAAUGCCAUCCGAAUGACGUGGCGACUAUUCAAGAAUUGGUCGACGAGUAUCAGCUGCUGUGGAAGGACAUCAAGCAAAGAGUGGCUGCGCUACGGGCGGAGAUCAAAGGGGAAGAGAGGCUGGAGAUCGACGAGGCCGUGCAAGUGGAGACGUUGAAAUUCGAACAAGACAGCGCUGUUCAAGUCGAUACUCUGCCAAGGUUGAUGAGAAUGACGUCCAGCGACGCGUACUUGAUGGAACUGGAAACCGCUCUUAUUGAGUGCAACGAUGCGCUGGACACAUUGGAGAUAGCAGUCACUCCGGAUCCCGUUGCUGGACCUGGAUUAACUGCAACCGCUAAGAAAAUUAAUAAAUUACUCGGAAGUUGUCAGUCUUCGAUCGAACUGGUUCGCCACUUGCACAGUUUGCUCAUAGCCGACGGGAAACUAACUCCAGAUGCUGCUAAAGCCAACGAAGUAGAUGCGUUGACGGAGAGAUAUGAAAAUCUCCUGAUUUUAGCGCGCACACGAGAGCAACAAAUCAUAGAGCUGAGGUCGCCUAACUCUGAGGUUUACACCUCACCAUGCGGUCACGAUAAUGGAAGAUUGACCUGUCCCUUGUGUUCGCAUCGCAACUGGGCUCAAUUGGAGAACGAUAUCUGGAGAUUGGAAAAAUGGUUGGAAUUCGCUGAAGGCACUCAAAGCGAACAGUAUUCUCCACCUAGCGACAUAGAGGAGUUAGAAGAUGUUAUACAGGAUCACAGAGAAUUUUUGCUCGAUCUUGAUAGCCAUAAGAGCAUCCUGGUCAGCUUGAACACGGUCGGUGCCCAUUUGGCGGAUCACACCGAGGAUCUAUGUCGAGCAACGCAUCUCAGGGACAGAUUAAGUGUCGCGAACACGCGAUGGGACAAAGUUUGCAUCGUAGCUGCACGCUGGCAGGAACAGUUGCAGGUCGCAUUGAUGUCCAACCAGCAAUUCCAUCGUAUCAUCGAGGAGAUGCUCGUUUGGCUCGAAAAAACGGAACUCAGUAUACGAGCUAGCGAGCCGGUCGAUCUAACAGAAUCGACCGAGAUAAUGACCGCCAAGUACAAUAAAUUCAGGGAACUGAGGUGUGACUUAGAACGAUGCGAGCCCCGAGUUCUCUCGCUUCAAGAGUCGGCCAAUCACUUGCUGGACGAGAAAGGCGAAACGAGAGCUCGCUUACAGGAGCUGCGACUCAGAUUGCAAUCCCUUCGCCGACUCACCGGAAUAUACGCUUUAAAAUUAGGCGUGGCACUGGGCAUGGAUCCUCGAGAAGUGGGACUCGCUGCUACGACCUCUUCCCUUGCUGCCCUUUCUCGAGACCUGCUCGACGAAGCUGCCUCCGGAACCGUUCAACCCCGCGACGCACACGACACAGAUGGUGACGAAGGCGAACAAACGGUAUUGUCUCGAGGAUACCGUUUCCUGGGCCGUGUGUUGCGAGUGUCGUUACCGAUCCAGGCGUUGAUGCUGCUGGUCCUCGGCGUCGCGUCCAUGGUCCCGUCCGCCGAAGAAGACUACAGCUGCAUGCUGUCGAACAACCUCGCCAGAAGCUUCACGCCGAUGGUCGUCUAUCCGAACGGCCCGCCGCCGAUCUAACGAUAAAGAAGCCUAACUCCGUGCGCAACGACCACGCCGGACACAGAAGGGCUUCCAAUCGGAACAUCCAGAGGAAUCGCGCAAAGCGAAAGCGCGAUGCUCGCGCUUAUUUGACUAGUCUGUCGUACAGCGACACGUCAACUCCUCGACCGGAGGAUCGAUGAGCGUUUUGUUGUUCCUGUGAAUCUCGAUAACCAGGUUUCUCGUCGAAACGACCGAACGAGCGGAUCGUGAAAAUGUUCGAUCGUCUCAACACCUUUCGUAAACGACGGUUUUCUAUGUGUGAUAACGUUUGUACUUGCGAUGAUUAACGGCGCGCGUUACGGCCGAAACGAUCGUCGCUGUACGACGCCCUCAGCUUAUUUACACGUAUAAUCGUGAUCUUGGUGCAAUAUUUGCAUAAUACCCUCCAGCCCCCGAAACCACGAAGAGAAACUCAAACGAUGUUAACCGUGAAAGAGGAACGGUCCACGAGAGAUGAUUGCAUAAUUAUGUACGGCCUCUUAGACACGGUUUAUAUACGAUAAUUCGACGGAUCUGUUUCCGGUUAGCCGACAUUCCAUGUAACAUUACCGCGUUUGUAUUCGACUCGUACAAAGUGUAGAUAUCGUUCCGUUAAUAACGAAUCAGUUUUUCCUGCCCCGUCGUUUUUUUUUUCAGUUUCCUGUACAAAGGGCGAAAGAGAGAAAGAGGAUGAAUGAGAGAGAGAGAGAGAGAAAGAAAUUAAUGUCACAUGGAAUGCGCGAGAAAACGUUGACGAUUAAGGGGUAAUACCAUUGCGACGAAUCAAAUUUUAAGGCAUGUUUGGUAUUUCUUUUUAACACAACAACAAUAUGUGUAGAAAACCUGUUUUGAGUCAUUCAUUAUGUAUGUCAUAAUUUUUUUUCACCGGUCACAAUGAUUUUACCCCUUAAAUUCUAUUAACGAUUAUUAAACGAUAUAACGAAUCGCUUGCAUUGUGCACACACAAAUACCGCGACACGAUACGAUACGUGUACGCGAGUGUACUAUAGUAAUGAUAGUUAACUUUCAGAGAGAGUUUCACGAUUUUGCGUUAUUACGUAAACGAGGAGAAAAAUUAAUAUACAUAACUUGUUUGACUUUAUUUUUUAUACGUUGCGUUUAUAAAACUCUGAAAGAAGAAAAAUGGAGGGAGAGAGAAGCGGUUCGAUGUGAUCGAAACGAAACGUCCACUGACCGAUAUAGUUAUUUGACGUGAAGAUCGCUAAUCGCGAUAGUGAAUUGGUGCUAGUUCAAACAAUAGAGAGAAACAAAAUAAUUGUAAUUAUUCUGAUACGAUUAUAUGAUCACGGGAGGUGGUAUCGAAUUGUUCUGCUUUCCGUUGGUUUUUCUACGGUUCCUUGAAAGAGAGACGAAGAAUGAAGAGACGAGUGAUUAGAAUAAAAAAAGACAUACGCAAUAUGUAUAUUGGAAAUAUGCAGGCAAAACAGCAGAUAACUGUUGCUUCAUUGUUCCUUUCCUUUACGAGCAGGGGAAAGGAGAACGAUGCAACACUUUUGGAUACGCACAAAAGGAUCAUGAGUUCAUGCGAGGUACAAAAUAAGAAAAAAACAAUAUAAAAAUGACUGUAUUUAACGGCCCGCUAGUUUCGCUUUCUAAUUUAUCGGUAUAUUGCUUGCUACGCGACCGAGCUUUGUUACGUAUUUUUAUAAGAACAGAGCUUUCCGAAGGCGGUGUACAUCUAUCGAUGUAAUAUAAUUAUAAUAAAUUGAGACCUAUACAGAA